AUGAGCGGUGAUUGGGUUCUGUGCUUGCGAAAUCAAAGGCAUGGAUUAGUGGGGACUCUGGGCAUGGCCCACACGAGCCGCGUCAAUUUUGUAGUACUCAACAAUGUCCACAUAAAGCAAGUUAACAACGGACACCAAAUCACAUUUCUGACACCCAACUAA
This is a messenger RNA of Sphenostylis stenocarpa, 162 nucleotides long. Lineage: Eukaryota; Viridiplantae; Streptophyta; Magnoliopsida; Fabales; Fabaceae. The record is from the annotation of a GenBank genome assembly.